UCUUGUAAUGUGUGCGAAUAAUUUAUUUGUUACUUUUUAUAUAAUCAUUCAUGACACCAGCUAAAUUUAAUAUUAAAGAAUGAAGCCGAUUAUCUAUACUGUCUUGAUAUUGCUGAUUAUUCCACGACUCUCUCUUCUCCUUUUCCCAAUCUGCUAUAUAGCACAGUUGUUUAUGGAUAUGUUGAAUAAGUCUGGUAAUACGUGGAGAUAUAAAAUAAACCAUGUCAUCUACUACUCCGACCAUAAACGAUAGGCAAAAUAGUGUACUUAUUGUUAAAAAAGUCAUCGUGGUUAUUGUCAUAACGGAUACUACACUGCCCACAUUAAAGCUAUAUGCUAUUGUUUUACUAUUACUACUUGACAUCGAGGGGCGAAUGAAGAAAAAGAAAAGAAAA
Molecule: messenger RNA, 395 nt
Organism: Rhizopus microsporus ATCC 52813
Lineage: Eukaryota; Fungi; Mucoromycota; Mucoromycetes; Mucorales; Rhizopodaceae
Exons: 1
Coding region: 80-253 (57 amino acids)
Source: RefSeq, a predicted model, not a curated record